ACAUUGAAGCCUAGAUUUAUCAAAAACAAGCACGUUAUAAAGUAACGAAUGGAUGAUGAGAAGAGUGUAUUUUUGAAAAUUGACCAGCUAUUUCACAUUCAUCAUGACUAUUUUCUAUUUAAUAUAAUCGAUUUAUUUUUACAGGAAUAAAGCUCAUUAGACAGCGGAUCCUCGAAUUAUGAUAAUUAAAUAAUACUUAUACUCAAAUGAAAUAUUAUAAUAAUACUCGGUAUCAAACGAAACUUUUAGCUUAAUAAGAACUUCUUAGGGCGAGUACGCGAGCACCCUUGCCAGCACGUCGAUUCUCUGAGUUAUUUCAGUUUGAAAACUUGGCGCAGACGUGCCCUUAACUUUCUGCUUCGAAAUAACUAAUUCAAUUAGUAUAUCAACGCUGCUACAUCCCUCCUCUUCUACGUUUAACUACAUCUUUGCACGGUGUAUCUAAUCUUCGUGCUAACGCUAACUCUCGUAUUGCUAAUCUUCUGGUAAACCUUCGUUGGGAAAUCGACUCUUCAUCAUUUUGAUUCUUUGCAAUAAAAAAAAUUGCAUUCUUCGGUUCGAGAAAUAAAAACAAGAUUGAAUGGAUACAAAUGAGUUAGAUAUUCUUCUAUUUCGAUCGAUAUUACACGGGAAUACAUAUUUUCAACUAUGGCAAGGGGAAAGGUAACAACGGAACUGCCUUGCUCUCGGUCUCCCAGGGAUUUUAACGAGAUUCGGAACGGUGAAUAUUUCGUUCCACGUUACAACCUACGGUCCAUUUCCAAAUUCUACGUAAUAUCAUACCUAAAAUCUCUCGUUAACUUCACAGAUUUCAAUUUUCCUUGAAGGACUUUCAACACAAGUGUCUAGACACUUGAAGAAAGAAGAAGUUUACUCUUCGUUGGAAGAUGUAUCAAUGUCGAUACAAGAAUAGAGGAAAAAAAGAAAAGAAAAAGGAGAGAAAGAAAUAAUAAUGAUAAAAAAAAAAGGAACUAUUUCGAUAUAAAUCGAAACGUUUCGUUUUGCGAGAUAUAUUUCGAUCUUUAAUCGAUCUCUAACUAAUCGAGAUAUCGAGUGGCAAUCGAGUGUGAAUCUCUACUUUCACGAUAUUCAAGAGUUUCGACGCGUCUUCGUCAUUCACGAUCUCUACUCGCUCUUCGUUAAAUGAUAUAUAGUCUUCGAAGCCGGAUACAAUCCGCGCGAAUCACUCAAAAAUCUCAUUCCGUGUAAAGUCGGUGACAUUUUUCUUCGUUUCUGUACCCGAUAACGCGCAAUAAAUGUUCGCACCGGAUGAAUACAAACGUUGCACAAUUUUGACGAAGUAUUCGCUAUUUGCUUACAAUAUCGAUCCGUUGGCAGCGAGGAGAGUAAAUCUUUUUUUUGCCGUAUUUUAAACGUAGAACGAAAGAAACGAACUACCAACGUUGAUUACGAUCUUGAAUACAUGGAAUUAAAAAAAAAAGUGCAAGUAUUUUUUAUUUUCGUAAUUAAUUAAAAUUUCUCUCUCGAAUUAUAUAUAUCCGAUAGUAUAUCAUUUUUAUAUUCAUCCCGAUGACAUAUAUAAUCAGACUGAUAAAUGAUAACGAUAUAUAUAUAGAAAACAGAUAAAAUUAUAGUAUCAGAAAUUCAAUAUCUCGUGCGUGGAAGGAUUUCUUAAAAAUCUUUCAAGAAUUCCAACGGAAUUCUCAAAGCUCUGCCUACUCCGCUAGCAUGAUUGUAACGCUCAUUAAGAUUCAGGGUUGAGCUGAAAAUAGCGUUGAGAUCGCUCGUAGUGGCAAGGACGGAGUUCUCCAACGUCAACAUGAAGUUCGUUUCGCAACGAACUACAUCCUACUCAAAGUAAAAAAAAAGGAAAAAAAGGAAAAGGCUAUUCGAGAGGGGAAGUGUUCAGCCGGCGAGAAACAAGAAGUAACGGGGAGCAUAGAAGUGGCGAGGAGGGAAAAUAGGACGAGCAACGUCUUCUCCUCGAGUAGCCUCGACCAUUCUUUCUCUUUCCAAGAGCGUAAUUGCCAGUUUUCGAAAUAAAAUUUUACUAAUAUUCCCCUCUAUCGCUGCCAGCUCGCCGUUAAUCGUCCAUUUUUCGCCUCCGCCCCUCCAUCGUUUUUUAAAGGUCCUAUAGAUCCAUCGAUUGCUCUUUUCAUCUUUUACACAUCCCUAUAUUUAUAAUCUCAACUUUAUUUAUAAAACGUACUUUUAAAAAUCCUUUAAAAAAAUUUCUCUUUCAAUUGCUCUUUUAUCAGUCUGUCAAAUCAAUCGAUCAAUCAAUUCAUUUACAAUACAAAUUUUUACAAUUUUCUAGAUAAAUCGAAACAUUUAUACCAGAGAGAGAAAAAGAGGGAGAAAGAAAGAAUGCGUGUAACUUGUAAAUAUAACCGAACGAGAUAAUUUCUCUGGUUCAACGACAACACAGAAAUUCUCCAAUUUAUAUUCCGACAUGGCCCUGUGCUUGCUCGACACAUCACUGACCGAGGGGGUUGACUGGUCUGGUGGGGAUAGAGCAGCUGGGGUGGCUGGAGCUCGAAUGCGAGCCCGCGGUACCUACACGCCGGGUUCUGGGUUUGGCCGGGUCGCGCGGCGGGUCCUGCGCAACCAAAGAGACACACUCGGACAAAGAGAGAAAAGCACAGAGAGAGAGAGAAGGAGGGAGGGAGGGAGGGAGAGAGAGGGAGAGCAAGCGUGACAGAAAAAGAGCGUGGAAAGCAGAACGGCGAAGGCGAGGCGAGGCGAGGCGAGUAAAAGCGAGCUAGUUUGGCGAGCAAGCAUCUAGACAGUCGAGCAAAUCUUCAAGCAGGCAAACGAGACUGGCAGACAGGUAGGCAAGCAGGCAGGCAAGAGCGAGAGCACAACUACCGGGCUUCAGAGCCACCCCUAGUCGCCUGCCCGCCACCCAAAUCGCUCCCCCCACCUUGGAUCCACCGCUUGGUACACCCCUCCUCGACGUUGCUUCUUCGCACUACUCCUACUCUUUCUCCGGUGCUUUCAGCCGCCUCGUUCGUUCGUACGGUCGUUCGUCGGCCGCUUCGCUCUCCUCUCCUCGGUGCCCUCGUCAUUCAAUCGUGCUCAGAGAGUGUAUAUCAGUAUAUCUUUGGGCCUUUAGUUUCGGUCUUGUUUUUUUUUUUUUUUCCAUCGACAAAUCGUGUGUGUCGGUUUGGUUCCCGUUGCCGCUUCUUGUGCAAAAGGAUAUCUCGUGCGUUUUUUGGAAGCAAAGCGUGGCAGCUUGCAAUCCUCUGCCAGCAACGCACUGACCUGCCUUUCGUCCCGGCAUCACGACACAUUCUUUCUUCUCGUCUCUCCUCGAGCUCUCCUCGUCUCUCCUCGUCUCUCCUCGAGCUCUCCUCGUUUCCUCGCGCGAGCGAAGGCCGAUUCGGUGGGGAAGUAGAGAGGGGGCUCGUAUAUACAACGCGAGAAACCCGAUACCCUCCUUGGUGGACGUUUACCGAAUUGAUUCGACGGUAUUGGUCAACUUUAGAAGGAAGGAAAAAAUUCUGAAGGGGAGUCGUUUUAUUAUAUUGUGUUUUCGGAAGGAGGAUGCACAGAUGGAAUUUUUGGUGAAGGAAAGUGAGGAAGAAUAUCUGCGUGACGACAAGUGAUGGCGAGAUGAGGAGGCGCGACGUCGCAAUAGAAGGGAAGACGCGGCUGUGAAGCCCGGAUAAGCGUGCACGUUGUGUGUCGAGGGACGUUCACACGCGCGACUCCAUCGGUUGCCAAGCCGAUUCUCCUCGCACCAGGCGACGAGAACUUCGUACCUAAGCCGGUCGUUCAACGUGGCUGAUCCUUGGACAUGGUGAGGGGGCAUGUUGAUGUGCCGGCGGUUGCUGCUGAUCGCAGCCGCGAUCACGGCCUCGAUCGAGGCUGGCUCCGCUAGUUACCAUCCAGGAAUCUCGUCAGAUUAUUCUGGAUAUCCCGGCUUCCCGGCCUAUCCAGGCCUGACGUCGCCCGAAUCCUCGUCGGGCGCCACCGCUGCUACACCGACAUCGAGUCUGGAAAAUGUUUGCAGGCCAUCCGAGUACCUAUGCGGGACCGGAAACUGCGUCGCCCAGGACAAAUACUGCGACGGCGAAGAUGAUUGCGGCGACAACACCGACGAGCCGAAAUAUUGCACCCCGUGCAACAGAACGUUGUACGGAGACGUCGGUCGGACGUACAGAGUGGAAGUCCGCCGGCCGAGGGAGGAUCGACUGCCAUUCCUGUGCCAUCUCAACUUCACUGCCGCCGGCUCCGAUCUGGGAGACCUAGUUCAGUUGACAUUCGACACGUUCACCGUGGGCAGAUUUUUGUCCUUCACGUCCGAAGGAUGCCCGGAUGGUUACAUGACGAUACGGGAGAGGGGUCGUCCAGCGACUGGAGGCCAAUGGUGCGGGAGCGCGUGGGGUUACACCGUGUAUUACAGCGAAACACCCUCCAUCAACUUAACUUUGUAUCUGCUCCGCCUAGCCGAACAGGGAAGCGGUUAUAAUUUCGACUUCAAGCUGUCGUACAAGUUUCUGAGGCGGAGCGAGGCGCACCUUAGGUACGGGAACAGCAGCAUGUCCACGUGGAGGGGGGAGCUUGUGAACGGCACGUAUUGCGAUCGCGUUCUAACCAAAUGCGACACGCGAGCCUGCCGACUUCAAUCGCCGAAUUACCCGGGUGUUUAUCCGAGAAACGUCACUUGCUAUUACCGCGUGGAGCAAAAUCGUGUCCCGCCAGGGCAUCGGGCGUUGCUCGCAGUGAGUCAGCGGAACAGCCACAAGAUACACAUCAAAGACCAGGUCGUCAAGUACGAUGGUAGCCAAAGGAUAUUAAGGGUUUGGGAUCAAUGCAACGUUGUGCAAGAUUACUUGACGGUUUACGACGGCGGUUCAACCUCCGAUAAGGUGCUUGUGCGACUUUGUGGAGGUGACGCGGUGCCAGAUAUAGUGAGCAGUCAUAACACUAUGCUUCUCGAGUUUCACACGUCACCGUACGACAAUCCCUUUCAUCCCGUUCCUUUGUCGUUUUUGCCCGGUUUCGAGCUAGAGGUUCAGGUAUUGUUCGUGGACGAGAAAUCUCGUAGCUUCGUCAAGGAGAACAACAAUUGUGACUUUUAUAUAUCCAGCGACGAAAGUUCUUCGGGCAUCUUGGAAAAUCCGAAACAUUCCCUUCCCCCGAACACAACUUGCCGAUAUCACUUCCAAGGGAAACCGAACGAGAUCGUUUGGCUGUCUUUUGUCAAGUAUUAUGCUGCCAGCGCCGACGCCGCCGCGAGUAUCGACGUUGCUUCCGACUGCAACGCCAAACUUUUCAUCUGGGACGGCGAUCGCACGCUAGAUAAAUUAAUUCCUAUACGUAAGAAUAUUACUUUGAUGGGCCAGUUCUGUAAGGACGACACACCACGUCUCUGCGAUCACAGUUUGUUAAGGAACGGGAGUCGUCACGCGAGGCCUUGCAGCCUCGCGGAGAGUUACGUUUCCAGCGGCAGAGACCUCACCCUGGAGCACAUACUGCGUCAAGGAAGUGCACUUUAUCCGAUAAGCUUUGUACUGCGAUACGAGUUCGUGCACGAGGCGGUUACUUGCAACCACGUGUUCCACGGCUCCUCGUCAACCUCAUCCACGUCUUCCACGUCCUCCUCCUCGUCCUCUUCGUCCUCCUCCACUCUGCUCUCGCCCGCUGCCAAAGCGGGGAAAUUCGCGUCGCCGAAAAGUGUAUUCUUUUAUGGCCGUGGCGGUGCGCAGAACGUUAGCUGUGUAUAUCGUUUCGAGGCCGAGCCGGACCACAGGAUAGAACUGUCGAUAAGCAGAGCCUCGUUCGGAGAUAAAGGAUGUUCCUCGUACGUGGAUCCGUUGGUCAAUCGAUGGACUUGCGAUCGACGCAUAGGCGAUUCCACGAAGCUCGGCAUCGCGGAGCUGAUCGUUGCCGAGUAUCCUUGGCAGGGAGUGGAAUUGAUCCGAGAUUGCCUGUGUUCGAACGUGAGCGACAGGAUCGUCCUGAGAACGUUGACGUCCAAUGUGGUCGAGGUCCGAUUCACGGUCUCAUUGAUGAACGUCACGCAGGAUUAUAGGGAUUUUUACUUCGAGGGAGAAUAUCGUUUCGUUGCGCUGGGAGCGGAGACGAGCGAGCAAGGUUGCUCGACGAAGCUCGAGGAGCGACGGUUACGAGGGACCAGUGGUGAAAUUUCCCUCAGAAGUCCGUUACCGCGAGUAAUUCCCGGUGUUGCCGCCGUGGAGGAAAUUCUAACCAACACGGAAGAUCUGACCGCGACCCAAUGUGUGAACGAACCUUGGUUGAUAGAACCCGAAGACGCGAGAAUUAAUUAUUUGUAUUUAAGAACAGCUGGGUACAGUAUCACAUUGGACAACGUCGAGGAAUGUACGACGUUGAAUAGAAUUGUCGUUUAUUCGGCGGCCAACACGAAGGAUCGUAGUGUAAUUUGUCCCGAGGUAGGUGUCGACACUGCGAGAACAGUGGAUUUUUUUUCCGGUGGUUGGAACUAUAGCGCCAUCAACGCUACUGUCGCCAUGACGCAACACUCGAGAAGCUUCGUUGUCGAAUUCCUACAAAGGGAGCCUGGAUUCUAUGCCGUCACUUGGAUGGCUAUUUCUAAAAGAUCCCCCAGUUCCAGCAUUGGGCCUAAUCUCUUCACGAUAUUGCCUCACGAGGAUUGUCCUUAUCGAUGCCCUGAAAUUCAGGCGUGUAUAAGUUCUGUUUUAUGGUGCGAUGGGAUCCGUCAUUGCCCUUCGGGUUUCGACGAGGAAGAAACCAACUGUUCGUAUCGUUUCGGUGUAACAUUACUCUACGUGGCCGUAGGAGCUGGUGCUUUAGGUAUAUUUCUGAUCCUGUUGCUUGCUACUGGUUGCCUCAAGUACUGCCUCUAUCGACAUAAAGCACGAAAGAAAAAAAAGAACGUCGUUUUGAACGUGAACCAUCUACAUGUGAAUCACACUCAUCAUAAUAAUGGUUUAACCGGGAGUCGUUUAAGCGGACGGUAUAAUCUUGCCACGCCGCAAGAGAUGUAUUUGGAAAAUUAUGGGAAGGACAGUAUUUGUUGACAAUACGCCAUUGCCAAUAUCGAGACCACCGUGUGAAUAUUACAGGAUUUUUAAAAUAUGCCUACCUCGCUGGCCUCUGAUCCCCCUCCCCUCCCGCGGAAAAAAAUGGAAGCAAACGACGAAAUAAUAAUUGAUAAUUGAACAUUUUCCCCAUUGGAUCUAGCGCAUACGCGCGAGAAAAACAUAUACGCAAUAAUCGUAUCAACUAAAUUCUCGUAGACCAAUUUGAAGGCAUUUAACAAAAGAAGAACGGAUUCCGAAUUGUAUCGAAGUUUCGAGCACGAUCUACGCUUUGUCUAUUUGAUAUUUAAUUUUGGACGAGAGGAAGAAACGUCACUUUUGACGACGUCUUUUUAGAUUUUAUUAAAUUCAAGUUAAAUUGGAAUGCUAAGAAGUUUCGAAGUUUCACGACAAAGAAUGGAUCGAAUCGACGAAAAAUUCGUGCUGCUCGAAUAAAUCGUGUAUAUGGUUUCCAUGGAAAAACCGUGGUAUCACAGUAGCGCUAGGAACACACGUUUUUAGGUUAAAGUAAUGCGUGAGAUGAGAGAGAGAGAGAGAGAGAGAGAGAGAGAGAGAGAGAGAAAGAAAGAGAGAGAUGAAAAAGAACAUACAGAGCGUGAAAGAUUACAACCACGAAGAAAAAAUGAGCAUGGCUGAUGCGUACGAAUAUAUGCUUUUAAAACGAAGUAGGAAUCUGUAAUUUGCAUCGAGGAAAAAAGAAGAGAAAAAUUUUUAUCACAGUCGGUUGCUGGGAAACGAGUGUCACAAACGUCCACGACGAGAAACGACGCAGAACCUGAAUUGGCGGGAAAAAGAGGGAACUGAAAAUAGUGGCCAGUAUAAAAUCCGCUUGAAUGAAUCCUAUACAUAUAAAUCGCAUGUGAACAUCGGUGGAAAACGAAACGGAACUGCUGUGAUUUAUUGAAAAAGAAAUUUAAAAAAAAGAAAAAAAAAAAAAACAUAAAACUUUACGAUCAUACUUUGUGAAAACUAUACAAAGGGAAAAAAAGCUAAAAAAAGAAAAUAGGAAAAAAAAAAAAAAAAAAAGAAACAGAUUAUUUCGAUCGAUAUUUCUCACUUUUAAAAUCAAUUUUAUUCUAUAAUUUUAUAAAUUGUCGUGUUUGAAUGACGAUAUUCAUAUGCAAUUUAUUCUAAGGAAUUACACGACCAAGAUCAAUCAUAUAAUGCGUUAUCAUCGACCCUCCAGUUCCAUCUUAUCAAAUCGAUGUAAUCUGCGUCGAUCCGUCGAAAAAUUCCAACGUUUUUUGUAAAAAAAAAAAAUAAAAAAAAAGCACGCAACCAUCACGAGACCAUUAACGCAGAGAGCAUAGCGACGCCUUCUAACUAAACUGCCACUUUAGGAGACUAUUUCGAGAUUAAAUAAAUAAAUAUAUCUCGGACAGAGACACUACACUAACUACAAAUAAUCCGGUUGUCGAUGUUCUAACUCUAUGCUCCUGCGUUAAUCGCGAUCCUAACCUAUCCAAAUUUCAUAAGUACGUUACAAAGAUGAUAUAACAUAUAGUUAAAUGAUACACAUGUAACCUAGGUUUGAUAUCAAUGCGCGAGGCUUGACUGGGACGUAGAGUUUUGAUGUAUAGUUGAUUAUCGUUUAAACGAAUGUGAAGGAGAGAGAGAGAGGUGAACAACAAUACGAGAUUGACAACGCAUACAUUGUAACCUUAUUACGAAAGUGUUAAAACUACUUAAAAAGAGAAACAUCGUUUCACGUAUGCACACACCGACACAUGUACGAAAGGAAUGACAUUACUUAAAUACAUACUACAUACACACACGUAUGGUAAAAGCGCGUAACUUACGUCUGUAUGCUGUGAUAGAAGUAAGCGUAUCAACAAUCGGAAAUAAAUUUCUCGCGUGAA
Messenger RNA from Apis mellifera (honey bee), 8869 nucleotides. RefSeq lists its product as uncharacterized. Gene Ontology annotation, cellular component: plasma membrane. The transcript has 13 exons. Bases 3774 to 6989 code for a protein of 1071 amino acids. Gene Ontology annotation, molecular function: protein binding. The record is from RefSeq and is a predicted model, not a curated record. NCBI's taxonomy places the organism in Eukaryota, Metazoa, Arthropoda, Insecta, Hymenoptera, Apidae.